UGUAUGCCGACUGGUAAUUGUAGCGUCGAAACAGAAGCUUCUCAUUAACAAUGUUGUGGUCACGGAAGUCCAGAGCUGCCAGUACCUAAGUUCCUUGGUAAUAAAUUUGUUUACUGGUUGCCUCGGUGCUGGACACUGGUACGGUAUAAUAGUAGCCGACUGUUUCUACCGCUGAUUAGGGUUCGCCUUAAAUCGGUAUAAGCAUGAGCGUUGCAGUCGCUCUGUUGGCUCCUAGUGGCGCGCAUUUUUAAAACACAUAAGCCGUAACUCCCACUGAAAGAACCGAUUUCCUUCUUCAGUCAUUCGUCUAUUACGAGUCGUCGAACUGCUCCAGCAUUUGAGUUUGGUGUUGGCGUUUUAGAGAUAUGACUUCUUCUGAGAAAACAUUGAAGUCUCUUUCCAAUAAGAGAUCAAGAACUACAUUUGAGCUAACAAAGGAACAGAAGGCAGAUAUGCUGGAAGCAUUCCACUUGUUUGACACUAAGGGCACAGGAAAGAUUGCAACAAAAGAGCUUAAGGACAACAACAAUGAUAGCCCAGUGGUACGUGCAAGUUAUAAGAUUGCGCUUAAUAUAGCAAUAGCUGGCAAACCAUUUGCUGAAGGUUCAGAGCACUGAGCGACAUGUCUCUAUGCUGCUGCCAGGUGCCACAGACUAAGUCUGUCACCUGAUGUAGAGUCACUCAGGCACAGUUAUCACCCAAGGCUGCCGCACUACUGUGCCUUGCUGAGCGAAUCUAUUUCGACUGCCACUACAUGCCACCUUGUUUUGCAGUGGUCAACACUACUUCUCGUGGUCACUGCAUGUCACUGGGAGCUGUCUACGGCAUCUGUAUGAAUGCUGCUGAAUAAAUCAUGUUUUUGUUACCAUUGUAUUUAUGAAUCCAUGAUGGCCAAGGAACUGGUUCUUCAUACCUGCUGCCCAGCCUAUCAUCCUGCAUGUCAUCGUGACCUAUUCCGGGGUCAACAAUGCCUGUACCAUCCUGACCCCAUGACAGAAUACACAUAUAUGGCUUGUGGUCACUCCCCUUUUUAAUGUGUAACGGAUGCCUAGCAUUUUAAUAAUAAUGAUAACAAUACUCAUUUUAGCAUAACACCCAAGAAAUUUAAAUUCAGAGUAAUACAUCAUUUUAAAACCAUUGGUACCAAAAUAUGAUUGUUCCUAUGCACAAGCUGUGAUUGAUUUGUGGCUAUGAUAGCAAUAAUCUAAAAGCACCUGUGGCAGUAUCGCCAUU
Schistocerca nitens (vagrant locust) is the source of this 1233-nucleotide messenger RNA. RefSeq lists its product as uncharacterized. The transcript has 4 exons. Gene Ontology annotation, molecular function: calcium ion binding. The record is from RefSeq and is a predicted model, not a curated record. The coding region runs from base 366 to 617 and encodes 83 amino acids. NCBI's taxonomy places the organism in Eukaryota, Metazoa, Arthropoda, Insecta, Orthoptera, Acrididae.